This is a messenger RNA of Pollicipes pollicipes, 1963 nucleotides long. RefSeq names its product caspase-2. Gene Ontology annotation, molecular function: cysteine-type endopeptidase activity. The coding region runs from base 179 to 1228 and encodes 349 amino acids. The transcript has 3 exons. NCBI's taxonomy places the organism in Eukaryota, Metazoa, Arthropoda, Thecostraca, Pollicipedomorpha, Pollicipedidae. Gene Ontology annotation, biological process: regulation of apoptotic process; proteolysis. The record is from RefSeq and is a predicted model, not a curated record.
CAUUGCUGGGCCCUGGUCAUUGCGGCUGACAUUGCGGCUGCAGGUGGACCUUGUGGAUUGGUACGGGCCAGCUGUGUGUGGGAGGUGAGGGAGUGCACAUAGUUGCAGUGCCUGCGGCUCCAGCAUCUGCAUUGUCUGUGUCGGGCCCUCGUCCACCGCCACCGCCGCCGCCACCGCGAUGGACGACGCCGACCGGGCGACAAUUCUGCGCGAGCUGCCGCACCUGCUGCAGGCGGUGCAGCUGACGCCCGAGCUGCUGAGCCAGCUGCUGCGGCUGCGGGUGCUGACGCCGGUCGACGUCGAGACGCUCGAGGCCGAGCGGGAGCCGCGCGAGCGGCGUCGUCGCCUGCUGCUGACCGUCACGCGCCGCGGCCCGCACGCCUUUGAGGGCCUGGUGCGCGCCCUUCUCGAGAGCGGCCAGCUGCCGGCGGCCGCGGAGCUCAACGUCCUGCCGGCCGAGCGGUUCCUCGGCUCCGAAGGCGACGCGUACCGCAUGGUGUCGAGACCGCGCGGCCGGGCACUCAUCAUCUCCAACUUGCACUUCCACAACACGGAUCUGCACGACCACCGCAACGGUGGCGAGGUGGACGAGGCGCUGCUGCAGGCCCUGCUGCAGCAGCUGGGGCUGGACGUGCACCUGGAGCGCAACUUGAAGCGCGCCGAGCUGCGUGCUGCCGUUGCCUCCUUCGCCAAGCGCGACGACCACGGCGACGCAGCCGUGCUGGCCGUGCUGACGCACGGCGGCGAGCACGUGCUCUUCGGCGUCGACUCGCGUCCGCUGUCCGUGGAGGAGGUGAUCGGCUGCUUCAGCCAUGAGGCGGCGCCACUGCUCGCCGGCAAGCCCAAGUGGCUGCUGUUCCAGGCGUGCCGCGGACACGAGAACAACCACGCCGUGCGCCUGCGCGACCCGGCGCGCCAGCGCACCGAUGGGCGCCCGUGGCAGCCGGCGCCGCCCGAGCGCGCGCUGCCCGAGUUCGGCGACCUCUACCUCACGUACUCCACCAUCCCCGGCUACGUGUCCAUGCGCGAUCUGGACCGCGGCACGUGGCUGGUGCAGGUGCUCUGCGAGGUGAUCGCGGAGCACGCGUGCAGCCACAGCCUGGGGGAGAUGCACACGAUCAUACACCGGCGCAUGGAGACGAUCAUCACGGUGGACAACGAGAAGCAAACGAUCGAGACGUCUCAACGCGGCUGGCGCAAGAAGCUCUACUUCAACCCGGGCCUGUAGGUGGCGCUAGUGUACACGCGGAGGCGAAUGGGAUUCGCGGCGACACCUCUGGCGGGGUGAGAUGCCGGUAUUCAGGGGCUGGGAUCCGCCUCCUUUGCACGGCAACAAAGGCCGGCUUCCCGGCCGAGGUUGUACUCUGGGAUCAGAACAGCUUCACCUGGACGAGUUGGGCCGGCUGUCAAGUGGAAAGCUCAUAAUUAUGUGCGGCAUGCGGCUCCGGGCAUACGGCUACUUACGAAUUGUGUGAAGCAGCUGUAGAGCUCUCGAAACCUUCCAAGUUCGCAGAUGAGUACCUGCAGGUCAUAGUAUGUAGUGGGCCUUGUGUUCCUACAGAUCACUCGUUAUGAACAUGCUUGCGGGGCAUUUUGGAGGUCCAUCGACGGCUUGUGAUGCUCCGUUGUUAGAUAGAUUCACGCUCUUCGCUCGUCCAGUGUAAUGUCUCCAGGACGUCGCAGCGUUGUUGUUAGUGUUUGUGUCACGCGCUGGCUGUCAAGAAUGCCGGUACCCACGUCAGUGGACUGCAGUGACAGCAGUUGCAGAGUGGGUCAGAGGGUGGCGAGGUCAGAUUUGACUCUGGCGGAGGGGCGCCGUGCUGGUUGUCACGGCGGCACAGAUCUGGGCCCAGAUGCACAGCUGGGCCCACGCCGGCCACGAGACGCCGGUGGACGGUAUGUUGGAGAGGAUGCUACCAGUGGUCUUCGUGCCGUUUUGUGAGAUCGCCGGGGUUUGAGAGAG